UAUUGUGCGCCGCGCGCAGAUGGCGCACGGAUCCGGCUCCAGACCGACUCCGCUCCGGGUUUUCGCGCCUCCCUCUUCAGAUCAAUGAACUCGCAUCACCAAACUCAUCGCGCACAGAGAGCGAGCGGCGCGGCGCGGCGCGUCAGUCAGUCCGAGGAACCGCCGCGUGCGUCACGACCGGGAUCGAGGAUGGAGAAUCGCGCUGUUUAACGGCUCGGUAACGCUCGCGCCGAUCGUUUCCAUUCACGGGAGCGCAGGAUCCUCAGCCGCGCGGAUUGAUUGAUUGACUAAUAGCGGAUUUUGCGGUGAUUCUGACCAUCAUGGGCUGCGUCACUGGAGAUAUUCACCGGAGCAGACUUUACGCGCUCCUCAUCGGGCUGCAUGUUCUCGCCGGUGUCUCCAAAACGCACGGCUCAGAUCUUCUGCGGUCUUUCGUGGAGCUGCGGUUUGUUCUGGAGCCUCAGGACGCGGUGACGGUCCGGGGAGGUGUGCUGCAGCUGGACUGCGAGGCUCGCUCGGAUCGGGGCGUCCCGGUCAUCUCCUGGAAGAAGGACGGUGUUCUUCUGAGCGCGGUGGUGGACGAGCGCAGGCAGCAGCUGUCGAACGGAUCUCUCCUGGUGCAGAACGUGCUGCACUCGCGGCACCACCGGCCGGACGAGGGCUCGUAUCAGUGCCUGGCCUCGCUGGACGGCAUCGGAGCCAUCGUCAGCCGCACCGCUAAAGUCACCGUCGCCGGUCCUCUGCGUGUGGUCAUUCCCACUGAGUCAGUCUCGGCUCAUCUGGGCGACACGGCUCUGCUGCGCUGUGAGGUGACGGGUGAACCCAUGCCCGUGGUGCGCUGGCAGAAGAACAGGGAGGACCUGCCCUUGAUCUUUGACCCGGACAGCAGAGUGGUCAUCCUGCCCUCCGGAUCUCUGCAGGUCAGCAGGGUCCAGCCGCCGGACUCGGCCACGUACCGCUGUCUGACAGAGAACCCCAGCAGCUCCCGCACUGGAACGGAUGCUGACCUGCGCGUCAUACCGGAGCCCGGAGUAGCGCGAGCGCUGGUGUUCCUCCAGAGGCCUCAGAAGGUCACAGCUCUACAGGGUAGAGAUGCGGUUCUAGAAUGUUCCGCCUCAGGCUAUCCCAACCCGUCCUUCUACUGGAUGAGAGGAAACGAGCUGAUCCAGAGCAGAUCAAAGAAGUACUCUCUCCUGAGUGGCAGCAACCUUCUGAUCAGCAGCGUCACCGACGACGACUCGGGGACAUAUACCUGUGUCGCUCACAACAAACAGCAGAACAUCUCAGCAGCCUGUGAGCUCUCCGUGCUCGUUCCUCCUCAGUUCCUCAACUAUCCGUCGAACACGUAUGCGUAUGAGAGCACAGACAUCGAGAUGGAGUGUGCGGUGACGGGAAACCCUCAGCCCACCGUCCGCUGGGUGAAGAACGGAGAGGCCGUCAUUCCCAGCGACUACUUCCAGAUCGUGGACGGCGGUCAUCUUCAGAUUCUGGGUCUGGUUCGCUCAGACGAGGGUUUCUAUCAGUGCAUCGCUGAGAGCGGGCGAAACAGUCAGGCCAUGGCUCAACUCAUCCUUCUGCAGCCCGGUAAGAUCCAGCAUAUGAACAUCCUUCAUCUGCACGCUAGCACUGAUCCAGGGCUUUAUCUGAAGAGAGACAGUGAUGUAGAGAUGAUGUUCUCCUGGUGUUUCAACGAGUGUGAGAUUGUGUCUGAACUCUCUGUGAGCGUCGUACAGAACGACUGCUCUCUGCUUAUAUACACACAGUGCGUUAGGAAGCUCCGCCUCCAGUCCAGUCUCACUGCCUAUGGAACAGAUGGGACAAAAGGCUACAUCGGAUCACAAAGGAAAGAUUUUGACUGCGCCCUGACCUCACGAUGGCGCUUCUUCUCCGAGGAGGGAAUCAACAGGGAGCGCAGCGUGAACGUGACGGAGGCCGAGAGUCUGCAGCUGACGGUCAGUAAUCUCCGGCCCGAGGCCUCGUACUCCUUCAGGGUGGUGGCGUACAACGAGCAGGGGCCCGGAGACAGCUCAGAGGCCAUCCGACUGUCCACCCAGCCCGAGCUUCUGGUUCCGGGUCCGGUGGAGAACCUGAGGGCCGAAGCCGCGUCUCCGACCUCCAUCCAGGCGUCCUGGGAUCCUCCGACCCACGCCGGCGGCCCCGUCCAGAGCUACAGACUGCUGUGGACCGAGACGUCCAGCGGCAAAGAGCAGAACGUGGAGGUGGUGGGUCAGAGCUACAGGAUGGAGGGACUGAAGAAGUUCACGGAGUAUUCUCUGCGAGUGCUGGCGGUCAACCGACACGGACCCGGCCUGUCCGACACGGACACGCUCAUCACCACGCUCUCGGACGUGCCCAGCGCUCCGCCGCAGAACAUCUCUCUGGAGGUCGUCUACUCACGGAGCAUCAAGGUGAGCUGGCAGCCUCCUCCAGCAAACACUCAGAACGGCUUCAUCACCGGAUACAAGAUCCGUCAUCGGAAGACGGGCCGGCGCGGAGAACAAGAGGCCCUCGAGCCCAACAACCUGUGGUACCUGUUCACCGGACUGGAGAAAGGCAGCCAGUACAGCUUCCAGGUGGCAGCCAUGACGGUCAAUGGCACGGGGCCCAGCAGCGAGUGGCAGACGGCCGAGACGCCGGAGAACGACCUGGACGAAACUCAAGUUCCCAACCAGCCGAGCUCUCUUCACGUGCGUCCGCUGCCCAACAGCAUCAUCAUGAGCUGGACGCCGCCGCUCAACCCCAACAUCCUCGUCCGCGGCUACAUCAUCGGCUACGGAGUGGGCAGCCCUUACGCCGAGACCGUGAGAGUGGACAGCAAGCAGCGCUACUACUCCAUCGAGAACCUGGAGCCCAGCUCUCAUUACGUCAUCUCUCUGAAGGCCUUCAAUAACGCGGGUGAAGGAGUUCCUCUGUACGAGAGCGCCGUCACCAGAUCCAUGUCAGACCCCUCGGACCCGUCCGAUGACGAUCUGUUCCAUCUGUUUGAUAAAUUCCCUACCCCCAUCCCAGAUACGUCCACGCCCAUGAUUCCUCCCGUAGGUGUGCAGGCCGUGGCUCUCACCUCGGACUCGGUGCGGGUCAGCUGGGCCGAUAACUCCAUUCCCAAGAACCAGAAGUCCUCGGAGGUGCGCUACUACUCCGUCAAGUGGAAGACCAGCCACUCCACCAGCAGCAAAUACAAGUCGGCUGACACCACAGCUCUCAGUCACAUCGUCAUGGCUCUGAAGCCCAACACCAUGUACGAGUUCUCUGUCAUGGUGACUAAAGGACGUAAGUCCAGCACCUGGAGCAUGACGGCACACGCCACCACUUAUGAAGCAGCACCGAGCUCCGCCCCAAAGGACCUGACCGUGAUUGGCCGAGAGGGACGUCCACGAGCCAUUCUGAUUAGCUGGCAGCCGCCGCUGGAGGCCAACGGACGAAUCACAGGUUAUAUCUUGUACUACACGCUGGACAAGAACAUGCCCAUCGAUGACUGGGUGAUGGAGCCCAUCGGAGGAGACCGGCUCACGCACCAGGUCAUGGACCUCAACCUGGACACCGUCUACUACUUCCGCAUCCAGGCCAAGAACGCCAAAGGAGUGGGGCCCCUGUCGGAGCCCGUGCAGUACAGGACGGCCAAAGUUGAGCAUCCAGACAAGAUGGCCAAUGAUCAAGGUCGUCAUGGAGACAGUGGUUACUGGCCGUCUGAUAAUAACCCGAUCGACAUGAGCAGCCUGAACGAGCCUCCGAUCGGUCAGAUGCGUCCUCCUCAUGGCAGUGUGACGCCUCAGAAGAACAGUAACCUGCUGGUGAUCAUCGUGGUGUCUGUGGGAGCCGUGACUGUGGUGGUGGUGGUCAUCGUGGCUCUGAUCUGCACCCGCCGCUCGUCCGCCCAGCAGAGGAAGAAACGUGCGACACACAGUGCUGGGAAGCGGAAGGGCAGCCAGAAAGACCUGCGACCUCCUGACCUCUGGAUCCAUCAUGAGGAGAUGGAGCUGAAGAACAUAGAGAAGCCCUCGAGCUCCGCCCCCUCCGGCCGCGAGUCACCAAUCCAGAGCUGCCAGGAGAUGGCUCCGGUCAGCCACAGCCAAUCAGAGAGCCAGAUGGGCAGCAAGAGCAGCCACUCAGGUGCAGACGGGGAUGAGGCCUCCAGCAGUAUUUCCACGUUAGAGCGAUCGUUAGCCGCCCGCCGGGCCACACGCACCAAGAUGAUGAUUCCCAUGGACUCUCAGCCCAGCAACACACCGGUGGUCAGUGCUAUCCCAGUGCCCACGCUGGACAGCAGUCAGUAUCCAGGCAUCCUGCCGUCACCCACCUGUGGAUUCACACACCCCAAAUUCAGCCUGAGACCCAUGCCCUUCUCCACACUGAGCGUCGACCGCAGCUACGCCACCGCGCUGUCAGCCGAGGGCCCCGCUCCUUUGGCCCCGCAGCAGCCGCUGAUUCCCACGGCACAGUCGGAGCCGUCGGGUUCCGAGGAGAUUCCCAGCCGAACCAUCCCCACGGCCUGUGUGCGGCCCACGCAUCCCCUGCGCAGCUUCACCAACCCACUGCUGCCUCCACCCAUGAGCUCCAUCGAGCCCAAGGUCUACACGCCUAUGACAGGUGGGAGUUUACCCAAAGCGCAGGUCAAGACGGCCUCGCUGGGUCAGGCGGGGAAAGCCCGCUCUCCUUUACUGCCCGUUUCAGUGCCGACCGCUCCUGAGACGACUGAAGAUGGACAGAAGCAGCCAGAUGACCCGGCCAGCGUGUACGAGCAGGACGAUCUGAGCGAGCAGAUGGCCAGCCUGGAAGGACUGAUGAAGCAGCUCAACGCCAUCACGGGCUCGGCCUUUUAACACAGACCCUCUCUGAUUCCUCAGCCCCUCGAGCGGGAUUAUAAAGGGAAAGUGACUCCGAACCGAACCUCCGCGCUGGAGAAGAAGCGUCUCUUUUCUAACUCUGUCUGAGAUUUUAUACUCCAUCCGAGAGGAAGACUGUGAGGAUUCAUCUACUGACGGAAACCUUUCCUGCGGGAUUACUAGCGAUUCAUCUCAAACCCGACCGAGUUGCCAAAAUGCAAACUUUUCAUUGACAUCUUGCCAAUCUAUUGCUGCCAAAAUCCCUUAAAAACACUUCGCUAGGGAGCUAUAUGUUCACGCUAGAAAGCGGUCGGAUGAGAAGAUGGGAUCGUUUUGCUCACGCAGCACUGAUUUUUGUUGUUGAUUGUUUGUUGUGUCUCUUUGUGAAUCUCUUUGCUACAUAAACGUCAUAUUUGGUUUAUUAUUUGACUGCAGUGAAAGCGGAAACCCCUGCGGUGUUCUCUUGAGUUCACGUUAUGCAUUUCUUCGUCAUCCAGAAAUAAAUCAACCACGUGGGCUGCCCAAAAUGAUCUUCCUCAGUAUUUUUUCCUUGUUUUCCGGUAAAAAUAUCGAAAUGUUCUUAAAUCAAGAUGCAUUUACAUGAGCAGCAAAAUUAUAUCAUAUAACAAUUCUUUCCUAAAAAAGGGGAAAACAUUUGUUUUGGGUUUUUUUUAAAUCUGACUUUUGUUUGUCCAGUAAAUGUUCCAUACACCAAAAACACCCAAAUCUUUCAGUACAUUUAACAAUACACUAAAAUAGGCCAGAAGGUAUAUUUGCUAAAACGUGUUUCAAAAUAUGUUUACAUAAAUAUAUUUUCUACAAUAUAUUUUUGGCCGUUAUUGAAACAUUUUUGUCACAGAAUAUGCAUUCACAUUUCACACUUGUAGAAAGUAUAUAUAUAUAUUAACGCAUCUGUAGCUUCCGUAAGAUUCCAAAUCUAUUUUCUUACUAAUAUAUUUUUCAUAUUUUGUUUACCUUUAUCGCUUUAUUUGGGGUGGAAUUAUAGCUUUUUUUCGAAUGUUGAUAUAUUUGUACUGGAAAGCAAGUCAAAAACACUGAAGAAGAGCAUGUUGUCGGUGGAGGAUGAACAUGGCAGAUGAAUGAAUUCAUUUCUCAAAUAAUGCUAAUGUGAAAGCUCCGAGACAUUUAAUGCUUCUCACACCAUCGGCUUUUCCGUUCAGCUCCUUCUCUUUUUUUAUGCAAGGAAGUGCAAACAAGACUUUUUAUGUGCCUAUAUAUAUUUUUGUUCACUUUUCGGUCACUUUAUUUAUUUGCUGCGCUGCGAGACAACAGAUGGAUGAAGAAAUGCGUCCCUAUAUUUGAUAUUUUUCUGGAAGCGUACAGAUCCUGUAGCGACACGCUGUUUUUUACUGUACAGAUGCAGCGAGCGACUGAGGGACUCGGGACGGGGCCGGCGGGUUUCUACGAUAUAUUUAAUAUAUGAUUUAGAUUGUUCCUUUCACAGUAAUUUAUGAAGACGAUGUGAUUAAUUCUAGAGCUUUUAUUUAGCCCAUUAGCAGAAUAAAGGAGGAGGAAUUCUGGGACGGAUUUUCACUGUGUUUCUGAACGAAGAUAUUUUACUUCAGCGUCAUUAAACACCUUCGGUUGUCUGAUGUUUUCUGUGCGUCACGUUAAAUGUGAUCGACGACAUUCCUGACGUCUGGAUUCUCCAGCGAUGUUCCGUCUGAAGCGUAGAGUGUCUCUCGUUCCCUCUUUCUCUCACAGUUCACCUGAAAAUAACGUCAUUCAGUUCAAACCGUGGAAAAAAAACGCUCUGAAAUUGUAAUAUCACAAUUCAGAUUUUUUUCAGAAGCGCAAGAUACAAAACUGACCAAAAACUCCAUUUUUAUAUUUUGCGACUCCGACUUUAUUUUUCAGAAUUAUGAGUUUAUUUAUAUCUCACUAUUGUGACAUCUUACUAUCUGACCUAAUGUCUAAAGUUGGACAUCAUAUCUCACAAUUCUAAGUCUGUAUCUAAUCCUGAGAAAGAAAAAAUCUGAAUUGUGAGAUGUAAACUUUUUCUGUAUUUCUCAUAAUUGCAGGUUUAUAUAUCCUAAUUCUGAAUUGUAAAAUAAAACGUCACCUUUUCGUUGAAUCUUUUUAAUAACGUUUCAUUUUGUGACAAGUACAAUAGUUUGGAUCGACAGUGUUUGCAUCUUGGUGUUGGCAUUAUUCGUGUCGUACGGGUUUGAACAGUCUUUAUUUUCCAGUGAACUGCUCAGCAUUGCCGGGGCUGAUGGGAUUGAUCCCUGAUCAGCUGAUCAUCAGUGUCUCAGAAUCACCUUCAUGCAGUGAUUAAUUAGUGGUGUUAAUGAUAGAAUCAGAAGGAACAGGAGCAGACGUGUUAGACGUUCUCUGCUCACGAGAGGAGGAAUCAUUCUUACGUGUAUUUUACUUCAUCCUUAAAUUGUCCAAUGUUAGCGUUGUUAACCAAAUUAGAGUAGCGAUUGAGAUCUGAAAUGCGGUUUUCAAGUCGAACCCUCCGGCUGUUUCUACCCAUGACGUUGUAUACGAUUACUGGUUUUGUAAUGCACUGUAGAACAGUCCAAUGUUCCUUUUUAUAUAGAAAUGUUAUUUGAAUGGUGCAUUCUUUUUGUUUGAUAAAUAAAGCCUUUGAUAAUAAA
Molecule: messenger RNA, 7447 nt
Organism: Puntigrus tetrazona (Sumatra barb)
Lineage: Eukaryota; Metazoa; Chordata; Actinopteri; Cypriniformes; Cyprinidae
Gene: dcc
Product: DCC netrin 1 receptor
Exons: 31
Coding region: 321-4820 (1499 amino acids)
Biological process (GO): cell-cell adhesion
Cellular component (GO): membrane
Molecular function (GO): protein binding
Source: RefSeq, a predicted model, not a curated record